GCAAUAGGCAACACCUGACGGAGGAGGGGCGUGCUGAGGCUGGCGGGUAGACGCCCAUGUGUAGUUCCUGCUCUGGACGCCCAGUGCCGCUGCCGGGCAGUGAGAAACCAGUGAGCACCAGCCAGAUGCUGCACGGCUGACGUUAGCUGAGAGCCCAGCCGAAAUAUCCUGCUUGCUCUGGAAUACACCCCAGUUCUAAGGCUUUCUAAGGGAUCUGCCGCAUCAAGAACCGUCUGGAACUUCCAAGAGCACACGACAGAAUUGGGAAUGUGAAGGAGGAAGAAGGUCACCCAGGCUGUAACCGCCUGCUGAUGCAGUACACCGUUCCUGGGGAAUAUGGAGUCAGGCAGAGCCCGUUGGCUGGUAAGCAUCGGCUUAGUACCGCGAGAAAUAAAUGUUUACGUUUAACAGAGUGAUUGGGGAAGCAUGAACUGGACUGAAUGCAGAGAGGAGGCUGGUUUGUCUCUCAGUAAACCACAAAUAGGAUAUAUACCAGUAGUAUUUGUCAUAUAAAGGAGAGCCAGGAGGUGCGGAAUGAUUCUCCCGACUUUCAUCACUUUUGCAUCCAGCUGAGGAGCUCAGGGCAGAAGCUCUGCGGGAGCGCUGGGGAUUCAGAGUGCCAGAAGAGUAAGAAGAAAUUCGUCCUGAGAGCUGGCUGGGAAGGAUAGUGUGGCUCCCUCCUUGCACUCGGCCAUGGAAAGCACACUGGUUCUGGAAAGCAUCUGUGCUUUCAUUCUGAGGGAAUGUUCCUCCCGAGCCACAGGGCGUGCCAGGGAAGGCGGUUCUCACAGCUGCGGGGCAGUGGCUCCAGGGAUGGUGCAGAAGUUUUUAUCGGGGAGAGCCAAACAUGACCUGGGAACAGUGAGCUUUCACUCGCAUGAUCUGAAUUCCCAGACUGAAGACCAGGCAGGGGAUUUUGAAACUGAAAUUGCUCAGAAUGCAGAAAUGCGGGAAGAAUUCUAUUUUUAGGAAUUAAACGUGGAGACCCAACGUCCUUAAACGUGGAGACCCAACAGGAAAUGAGCAAAAUAUGUUGCCGUGGCUCUUUCCUAGAUUUAAGGUGUGAGUCUUUUAAAGAAGAACUAGGUUUUGUUUAUUUUAAACAACGUUCUUAGGGUAAAGGAAUUAUCACUAAACAAAAAAUCAAGAAAGCCUGCAACAUCACUAUGUGUUUAAGGAGAUAAGCAAAUUCUCUGACAAAUUUAUGCAGAUUAUGUAAUAUUAUGGCUAUGGUUCUUUAGUCUGUCCUACACACAUUGUACCUUCACCUGGCAGCACAGUUACUUCUUGCUUUUCCUGUGAGGCUUUUCCAUACACACUCAUUUUAUUGUUGUAACUCAAUGGAAGACGGAGUCAUUAGCUAUCCAAUGAAUAAGUGAUUUACUUCAUUUUACGUUUCUCUACAAUCUGAAAGAGUGUGACCUUCAAUCUAAGGGCAACAACUUCUGAUAUACAAAGAUAUUAUUGAAGCUAAGAGUUCUGUUAAGGAUCGUUGUUCCUUUUAAACCCUUCUACACCUGAAGCUGAAGGAUAAUGUCCCUCUUCAGAAAUGAAGUGAAAUAUUCUCCACCUGGAUUUGUUCUCUGCCUUAGUGGAGCCAAGGAUUUACAGUAAAGCAAGGUUACAGGUCCACCUUCCUCUCUCUGAGGUUCCAAGGACUGCGUAGAAGCACUGGUGAGGGCACAAGCAAAUGGAUACCAGGUGCCACUGUUAUUUCUCCAUGACGUGAAUGAGGAACCGCAUUCCCAACCAACUUCAUCUACUGAUGUACUCAACCUAUAGUUGUUUUUACAACAAGCUUCUGUGUUGCUGAUAACGAUAGAAACCAGAGAGAAAGACACAUCCAAGGAAGGAAGGAAGACUUGGUCUCAAGGGCAGCUAUGUGCAUCAUCGGUACCUUGUAUGUGUCCUGGCCAGAUCUUGCCCAGAGUCUGUAAGAGUAGUCGUGAUGUAACGCGAUCUUCAGGGCUGGCGAUGUGUGCCCUGGGGACUUUAUCUCUUAUCUGGCACGCUUCCCACCUCCCUCCUCCACUUCCUUGUAUUUAUUCCUCCCAGAUCCUCCCAAAGAAGCGAAUUAUACCUUUCCCUGAGAAUGAUCCUGCCUCUAAUCAUCCCAUAAUAAAUUCUGAAGAUUCCUACACACACCUCCAACAUCUCAUAAUCAUUUUGUUGUUUCUUACGACAUCCUUUCUGACAAUCCAUGUUAAUGUCCUUUUCUUUCCGUGUCUGGUAGAACCUCUUGGAAUCUACACUUGGAUAGCUCCUUUAAUGGCCCAUCAACCAGUAUCCUAAGGUUCGUGGUCUUUGUCAUUGUCACUGGUCGUUAAAGUUUGUGUCUCUAGGUGUUUAAUUUUCUUGCCCUUUGUAUUAAAUAGCCUUAAAUAACCUUACACAAGUGCAGGAGUUCAGGUUUGAUCUCUGAGCACAACGUCCUUGCAGGUAUUUCUAAAUCGUGUGGUAAUGUCAGAGGAGAAAGGGAGAUACAUCUCCAAAAUGUGAAAGCAGGUUACAGAAUUUUUACGUUUGUGUACGGCUGGGGACAUUUUUCAUGAACGUGUGAGUUCUGGGUUUUGUGGUGACACACCUUGGCGUGGGAGCAAAGGAAGGUUCACGGCCAACUCACGGAGAAAGACGCUUUUCACACAGCAAAGCAUGGGAAUCCUGUGUUGUCUGGGCAAAGUGUGACACACAAAGUGACGUGAACAACGUUAGGAUGACAUGUCAUUUUAGUAACAUUUUAGUGAAAUUGCGAGAUAGAGUGAUGGUGAAUCAUUUACUUCCUAGACCUUUCCCUAUAAGCUCUCUGGCACCAGCUCUCCUAUUCAACAGUUUCCCUGACAUUAGCAUGCCCCACUUGCUGAUUGUCCUGUGCUGAUUAACAUGAGACAAAGAAGGCAAACACCACUAUUCAUCCCGUGGAAGUGACAUCUUUUCGCAAUCCCUCUACAGCACAGAGGAAAACUGAAAGCUGUAUUUGAAGAGUUCGCGGUGGUGGGCUGGAAAAUGAUACCCAAAAUGUUGUCACUCUGUAUGGAGAGCAAGACUUCUUCAAAUACAGCAAACACUACAACUUUUGGCUUCUGUUGGUAAGAAGAGUGGAGAUUCAAGCAGCAAACAUGAGAUCAGCAGCUCUGUCCCGAAUGCAAAGAAUAUAUUCCCCCUUGAAACGCUGGGUGGGGGUGUUGGCCACGGACCGGCAGAUUCUUCUCUGCACCGGCUUUUCAGACACAGGGAGACAGAAAAACCGUGUGAGCUGCUGGAAGGGCGGCGGGGCACGGAGCCGGGGGGGUUUCAGGCUUCAUGAUUCCUGACAAACAUCGCUCUGCCUUCCUUUAAAAUACGGGGAACAACGGCUGAUGCCCGGAAAGGAGGGCUUAUUUGGAGAGUCAUGGCGUUUGGGAGACAGAGCAGAGGCACUGAGAGGCAAGUGGUCUUGUUUGUUCUGUGCAUUUGCGUGUGUCAGAGCGGGGCCGAAACCCUCCGCUAUUCUCUAGUGGAGGAAACGGAGAGGGACUCCUUUGUCGGCAAUAUCGCAAAGGACCUGGGUGUUUCUCCGAGCCAGCUCGUGUCUCGCAAGGCCCGCGUUGUGUCUGAGGGGAACGAGCAGUAUUUCCGCCUCAAUCUAAACACCGGAGUCCUGACGGUAAAGGAGACGCUGGACCGAGAGGCGAUCUGUCCGCAGAACGAUAUCUGCACACUCUUCUUUAAGAUAUUCUUUGAAAAUCCGGUGCAGCUGAUCCGAGGGGAGGUGGAGGUUCGUGACGUGAACGACAACUCCCCCAUGUUCCCGGAGAAGGAAAUGGUUUUAGAGAUUCUGGAAACGGCAUCCCCUGGGUCUCGUUUCCCCCUAGAAAGAGCACGCGAUAAGGACGUGGGGAGCAAUGGCUUGCAGAACUACAGCCUCGGGUCCAAUUCGCAUUUUUCCCUGGCUCUUGGAACAGGGAAAGGUGGAGCGAAAUACCCUGAACUCAUCCUACAGAGUCAACUGGACCGCGAACAUCAGCGGGAGGUGAAUUUACUCCUGACCGCCACCGACGGGGGCACGCCACCCAAGUCGGGCACGGCUCAGGUCCGGAUCAUGGUGCUGGAUGCCAACGACAACAUCCCGGUCUUCUCACGGGAAGUCUACGAGGUCCGCGUGGCCGAAAACAGCCCGCCAGAGCAGCUGGUUGUCAGGGUCACGGCCGCGGAUCCCGACGAAGGGUCCUACGGCAGAGUACGGUAUACCUUCACCCAGACAUCGGAGCGGUCCCGCCAGCUCUUCGAGCUGAACGCUGCCACCGGAGAGAUCCGGGUCUCGGGCAACCUGGACUUUGAGGAAGUAGCAAACCACGAGAUGGUGGUCAAAGCCACCGACGGCGGGGGGUUGUCUGGACAUUGCAAAGUGCAUGUGGAGGUGCUGGACGUGAACGACAAUGCCCCGGAGAUAGCGCUCACUUCCCUCACUGUCUCCAUUCCCGAGGACGCCCCGCCCCGGAGCGUGGUGGCCCUGAUCAGUGUGCGGGACCGAGACUCGGGGGACAACGGCAGGACGGAGUGCGCGAUCGACGGCGAUUUGCCCUUCAAUCUCACCCCCACUUUCGACAAUUACUACGAGCUGCGCACAAACGCGGCCCUGGACAGGGAAAGGACGGCGGAGUACAACAUCACCAUCAUAGCCACGGACUGGGGCAGAUCUCGGCUGAGUUCUCGGGAAAGCAUCUUCGUGCAGAUAUCCGAUGUGAACGACAAUCCCCCGGAGUUCACACAGGACGUUUACACCUUAUCAGUGAACGAGAACAACAACCCCAUGCUCCGGAUCGGCAACGUAAAUGCCACGGACGCCGAUGCGGGUAAAAACUCCCGUGUGAGCUACGCUCUGGUGCGAGACGACAAAGAGCAGCCCGACGUGUCGAUCAACUCUGAAAAUGGGGACGUUUACAUCCUCCGCCCACUAGACUACGAAGAGGUGCGCGCCAUCGAGGUGACCGUGCGCGCCGCCGACGGGGGCUCGCCGGCGCUCAGCGCCGAGGCGCUGCUGCGGGUCCUGGUGCGGGACGAGAACGACAACGCGCCCGUCGUGCUGCACCCACCUCCCGACGGCAGCGCGGCAGCGGGCGAGUUGGUGCCACGCUGGGCGCAGGCAGGUUACCUGGUGGCCAAGGUGGUGGCGGUGGACGCGGACGCGGGACAGAACGCGUGGCUGUCCUACGAGCUGGCCAAGGCGACGGAGCCGGGGCUGUUCCGCGUGGGGCUGCACAGCGGUGAGGUGCGCACGGCGCGGGCCGUGACCGAGCGCGACGCGCCCAGGCACAGGCUGGUCGUGCUGGUGCGAGACCGCGGGCAGCCACCGCGCUCCUCCACUGCCACCCUCACCAUCACCCUGGUGGACGGCUUCUCUGAAGCCCACUUGCGUGUGAGCGAAGAGGCGCCGGCCACCGAUCCCGACGGGAGGCUCACCCUGUACCUCAUCAUCUGCUUGUCCUGCGUGUCCGCGCUGUUCCUGGCCACUGCAGCGGCCGCCGUGGUUGUGAGGUUGCGGCGGGCCAGGCAGAGCAUGGCGGGGCCCUUGCCCACUUUCCCGAAAUCUGCCGCUGAGAGCAGCGCUGGCUCCUUGCCCCGUAGCUAUGUAUACGAUGUCUGCUUCGCCGCCGGGACUGUCAACAGCGAGUUCCGCUUCCUUAGGCCCCUCUUCCCCUGCUUCCCAGAUGGGCUGCCCCACGGCCCGGGCGACCAGCGGAGCUCGGUGUGCUCGGCCAACCUCGGGGAAGAAGCCGACUGGGCUGCACAGGGUCGAGUUCCCCUCUCUGAAGGCACGGGUCCCAGGCCAGCAGAGGAAAAUGCCAGUUCUGAUCAAAAUCCUUGGCUCACCCAUCAGUAAGUGAGGAGAAAGACAAACAUCUUGGUCCUCACUGGCUAACGUCCUCACAGGGAAAGGAGAGCAGAGAGACGGAACAUGCACCAAAAAAGUACCAGUGAGGUACAAGUCCUCUGUGAGACAGCAAGGACUCUCAUCUUAAACAGUAUUUUGUUCAUAUAGGUAUUUUGAAAUUGUGAUAAGGAUGGAGGAGGACUAUGUUGCAUGCUGAUUACACUGAGACUUGAUGUAUGCUUGUGAGAGAGUGCUAUUUCUCCUGAAUGUUAAGGGAAACAUGAAAACAGAAACAUGUUCAAGAUAUGCUUUUCCUACAUCAGCUUUUCUGUAUUAUUUGUUAUUGUGAAGAGGGCUCCUUCAUAACGUUUUGGUUUUCUGCUACUUGUUGAAUGCCAGGUCAUACAGCUAUUAAAUUAAAUGAGGCUUGCAAGGGAAUUUUUAAUAACAAACAUAAGGAAAUUACUUUCGAAGUGGCUGACAUUGGCACACUGUAAUCGAUCAUGAGUUUACACGUUGUCCAUGAAGUAGAGUGGUCUUUGAGCACUGUAUUCCCUUUCUAAAUUUGUUUCGUUUUCUUUCAUAAUAAAGCCGAAAUCAACAGUUAAAGAACGUUUCAGGAUUAUCGAAUAUAAGGUAGUAGAGAAUUAAAAAUACUGUUUGUGUUUUAACAGUAAAACGUUAACAAUAAUCUGAAGGCACUCUAGAAUAUAGAAAGUCAAGGAGCAUUCCGUUUUCCUUUACUUUCAUUAAUCGGUAUUAAAAUAUAAAGUAAGGUAGUAUUUCCUGUCACUCACACGUUUAAAAGAGUAAAACUCCUGAUGACAAAAUAAACAAUAAAAGGUACCUGUAAA
Anas platyrhynchos (mallard) is the source of this 6705-nucleotide messenger RNA. RefSeq names its product protocadherin beta-15. The record is from RefSeq and is a predicted model, not a curated record. Gene Ontology annotation, cellular component: plasma membrane. NCBI's taxonomy places the organism in Eukaryota, Metazoa, Chordata, Aves, Anseriformes, Anatidae. Gene Ontology annotation, molecular function: calcium ion binding. Gene Ontology annotation, biological process: homophilic cell-cell adhesion.